Bacillus rossius redtenbacheri is the source of this 1019-nucleotide messenger RNA. Its product is annotated as brachyurin-like. The record is from RefSeq and is a predicted model, not a curated record. The transcript is spliced from 7 exons. Gene Ontology annotation, molecular function: serine-type endopeptidase activity. The coding region runs from base 65 to 934 and encodes 289 amino acids. Gene Ontology annotation, biological process: proteolysis. Lineage: Eukaryota; Metazoa; Arthropoda; Insecta; Phasmatodea; Bacillidae.
GGCGAAGUGGAUAGGUUGGCUUGCGUGUAUUUUUUUCUUAAGGUGACUGAGAGCAAAAGACGCCAUGAACGCCAUCAUCAUUUUGAUUGUUAUGGCGAGUGUCGUGGCUGUCCCGGCUCAACGAGAUCCCAGCAAGAUAUCCCCCAGGAAUGUCGAAACUACAGACACUUCAAAAUCACUUGAGAAUCUUCCACGGACGCGGAUCGUGGGCGGAGAGCUGGCGGUGCCUCACUCGUUCCCCUUCGCGGCGUUCCUGGACGUGACAGUGCCGACGGGCACCACUCAGUGCGGCGCCUCGGUCAUCGCCAGCGAGUGGAUCCUCACCGCCGCCCACUGCGUCGACAAAACGGUGAACCCGGUUGAAGUCACCGUGGGCUCGUACUUGAUUUACGAAGAGGAGGACUCAGCGGUGACGACGACGAGUUCCGAGAUCUUCGUGCACCCCCGUUGGAACAGGACGGCCAAGCAAAACGACAUCGCCCUCAUCAAACUGUCGAAAAAAUUACAGUUCAACGCUCUAAUCCAGCCCGUUAAGCUUCCGGCAAGAUCCCAGCAAGCGGAAACAUACACUGGCCUUCAAGCUACUGCCAUCGGAUGGGGAUUUACCGAAGACGGUUCGCCGAUAAUGAGCGACAAGCAGCGGUGCGUGACCGUGCCCGUGAUAUCCAACUGCAACUGCAGCGCUCAGCUCGGCGUCGCGAACAUCGCCGAGUCGCAGAUCUGCACGUCCGGAGCCGGCGGGAAGAACCCUUGCACCGGGGACAGCGGUGGCCCACUGGUCCUGAGGGGGGCCGACGGCGACUACACCCAGGUCGGCGUGGUGUCCUUCGGCAAUUACGAGUGCGCCGCCGGCUUGCCCAACGUCUACACCAGGGUCAGCGGCUUCCUGGACUGGAUAUCCAGCAUCAGCAACCUCGCCGUGCGGGGCUUCUGAACUCCUGUGUAUUCAUCAUGUGAGCAGGACCGCCCGCAGGGAGGAAUAUAUGCCGAUAGUUGCACCAACGAAAUUGUUUUUUUUU